Molecule: messenger RNA, 683 nt
Organism: Saprolegnia diclina VS20
Lineage: Eukaryota; Oomycota; Saprolegniomycetes; Saprolegniales; Saprolegniaceae
Exons: 7
Coding region: 48-683 (211 amino acids)
Molecular function (GO): protein binding
Source: RefSeq, a predicted model, not a curated record
CUCAGUAUUGCAAUUUCACGGACUUGCCCUUUGGACCGACGAUCGCAAUGGCAUUGGGCCCUCAGCUGUACAAUGCUGCGUUCGAUGGUGACAUCAGCGACGUCCAGCGCCUGCUUAAGGAAGGCGCCGACGUCCACUGGGCCAACGAGGAUGGAUAUACACCGCUGUUUGUUGCUGCGCAGAACGGUCAUGACGCUGUCGUCAAGACGCUCCUCGGCGCCAACGCCGCAGUGAAUCUAGCUUUGGACGUACGUUCUCUUCUUUUGCCGACUGGAGAGACGCCGCUGUUCAUUGCUGCUGAAAACGGGCACGACGUUGUCGUCAAGACGCUCCUCGGAGCCAACGCAGCGGUGAAUCUAGCUAUGAACGAUGGAUCGACGCCGCUGUUUAUUGCUGCGCAGAGCGCACACGACGUUGUCGUCAAGACGCUCCUCGGCGCCAACGCAGCAGUGGAUCUAGCUAAAAACACGGGAGCGACGCCGCUGUUUGUUGCUGCACAGGACGGUCAUUACGAUGUCGUCAAGACGCUCCUCACCGCCAACGCCGCUGUGAAUCUAGCUAUGAACAACGGAGCGACGCCGCUCUACGUCGCUGCUCAGUACGGUCACGAUGCUGUGGUCAAGACGCUCCUCGGCGCCAACGCUGCUGUGGAUCAAGCUAUGAACGUACUUUGCACCAAAUGA